Molecule: messenger RNA, 1746 nt
Organism: Phytophthora sojae
Lineage: Eukaryota; Oomycota; Peronosporomycetes; Peronosporales; Peronosporaceae
Exons: 3
Coding region: 1-1746 (581 amino acids)
Source: RefSeq, a predicted model, not a curated record
AUGAUUACCUUCCUCUCACGACUGGCCGAAACAUCCCAGUUAACACUUCCCAACUUCGUACGCCUCAUCCGAGGCGAGACGACAUACGACCCGCGCCUUAACAAAGAUCUAUACGAGCUGCCAGGCCCACCAACGGACAAUCUGAGCGACGAAUGGGGGCGCUGGAACGAGGUGGUGCGUCACGGUGUCAUACCCGAGUGGCUCCCGCACCGCCCGCCAAACCAAGCACGCCGGCCCCGCAACCACGGCUCCAUCAACGACCAUCUCCCACAAGUCUGGCGUCAUAUUCGCAAGGGCCAGAAAGACGGCCGUUACCUCGUCCUGAAGGCAUCUAUGGUAGACCACUGGGCAGAGCUGUUCAUUUCCCCGGUGGGCGUGGUGAACAAGGCGGGGGCAGUACCACUCGAUAUCCGACUCAUAAACGACUACUCAUUCCCUGAAGGCGAAUCGGUAAACGACUACACGGACCGAUCACAUCUACCAGGAAUCUCUUACAACCCACCAGGGGACAUCGCUCGGAGAAUCUUCACUCUACGUAGAGAUCAUGCGUACGCACGGAUACUGCUCAUGCUCGGCGAUGUCGCUGGCGCGUUUCGGCACGUGCCGGUCAACGCGGACAACGUUCACAUGUUUGCUUUUAUCAUCGGCGAAUACCUCGUGAUCGACCUCUCCUGCGGAUUCGGGUGGCGCGUGGCAGGGUCGGGCUACGACGCUCUCGCACAAUCCCCUUGCCAGGGUCUGUUUUGGUGUGACGACCACACCUGCAUCGAGAUCGACGACGGACCCCGAUGCUUCAUUGCAAACCUCGCUCUACGCAGAGCAAUGGCCACCGUGCUAGGUCCGACGGCAAUCAACGAACGCAAGUUCACGGAUUGGAACGAACGCGGCCGAGCACUGGGCUACGAGUGGAACACGCAAGACGGAACAGUAACAAUCCCUGCUGACAAGAUCCUGCGCGAUCAACGCAAUAUUGCUGCCAUCCUCGCAGCCGGCACAGUGACCAAAACAUCGGCGCUGAGCCUGCUCGGAAGCCUACGCCACAUCACUACGUGCUGCCCUCCCGCGCGCGCGUUCUUCCAACGCGUCCAAGAUAUGGCAAGACGAAUCAGCAGAUAUGGUCGCCGGCACGUCACCGCGGAGGCAAUGGAAGACCUGAAGUGGCUCCAGCUGAUUCUGCAGAACAGCGACCGGUUCAACAGCAUUCCCGUCGACCACUUUGGCAACAUGGCUGCGCCCACUGUGCACGUGCAGAUGGACGCGUCCAACGACGGCCUGUGCGCUCUGGAGCCAUCACUAAGGCAAUUUAUCCGCGUGAAGUUCACGGAAGCCGAGCAGCAGAUGUUCACCACAGACAUGUCGGUGAACUCCAUCAACGUGAGAGAGUUGCAGAGUGCAGUAUUGGCCGCGCUCCACUGGGGCCCCAUAUGGUCAGCAAGAUCGCCGCACCGGCCCAUCCAUGUCUGCUUCUGGAUUGACAACGCGGUGGCCGUGUCAUGGACCCAACGACGGACAAGCCGCCAACCACUCGCACAAUUGUACAACCGGCUGAUAGCGCUGGCAGAAUUCAAUUACUCGCUGGUGUGCACCGCGGAGCACGUCCCCGGGGUGGAGAAUAUUAUGGCAGACGCUGGGUCGCGAGCCUGGUCAAAUGAGGACCCACUGUUCGACACAUGGACUAACCUCUCUAAUGGGUGGACACAGAUUACCGGAGCCAAGUACCGCGCGCACUGGAAGCAGUGGGAGUAA